Messenger RNA from Miscanthus lutarioriparius, 315 nucleotides. Lineage: Eukaryota; Viridiplantae; Streptophyta; Magnoliopsida; Poales; Poaceae. The record is from the annotation of a GenBank genome assembly.
AUGACGACGAGUGGCGGCGCUGCACGCAUAGUAAAGCCGGUGGACGAUCCGGAGGUGGCGCCAGCGGUGGAGGCGGAGCCGUGGCCAUGGCCGGUGAGGGAGAAGAAGGUGCGUCACCAGGCUUUCCUCGCCGGCAGCCUGAUGACGCUGCUGCUCCUCGCGUGCUUCGUCCUCGGCCGGGAGAGCGCGUCGUCAGCGAUCGACCUCGCCAAGCUCACAGCCAUGAACAAUGGAACAGCAGGGCUUACGACGAACGCUCCUCAUAGCCGUGACGAGCUUCUCGGCGGGCUUCUCCCGGCGGGCAUGGACCAGUAG